Molecule: messenger RNA, 4497 nt
Organism: Limanda limanda (common dab)
Lineage: Eukaryota; Metazoa; Chordata; Actinopteri; Pleuronectiformes; Pleuronectidae
Gene: znf536
Product: zinc finger protein 536
Exons: 4
Coding region: 1-4497 (1498 amino acids)
Biological process (GO): regulation of DNA-templated transcription
Cellular component (GO): nucleus
Molecular function (GO): DNA-binding transcription factor activity, RNA polymerase II-specific; RNA polymerase II cis-regulatory region sequence-specific DNA binding
Source: RefSeq, a predicted model, not a curated record
AUGGAGGAUUCAAGUUUGUGUCUUGGUGUGUCGUCAGCAGUGGCUGAUGCUGAUGCCCAUCUGAGUAGUGCAGUCUUGAAUGGUCGCUACCCCAUAAGUCAAAAGCUUCACCAGCUUACUGCCCAGCUAGGACACGCCUUUCCUGACCUGCACCGCCCACAACAGAUACCUGAAGAGAAAGCAGCAACACCUUUGGACGAGAAGACCCACCACGCAGCCCUGGCUAGUCAACCCAUCAGCAGCCAGAUGGCCCUCCUCGCCAAUCAGCUCAACCGAGACAUUGACGCAGGGGCACUGAGUGGGCUGAACGGGCGUGUUGACCUGCAGCAGUUUCUCAAUGGCCAGAACUUGGGCAUCAUGUCCCAGAUGAAUGAUAUUGAAGAUGAUGCCCGCAAGAAUAGGAAGUAUCCCUGUCCAUUGUGUGGCAAGCGCUUCCGUUUUAACAGCAUCUUGUCUUUGCACAUGCGCACACACACAGGAGAGAAACCUUUCAAGUGCCCCUACUGUGACCACCGAGCAGCUCAAAAGGGCAACUUGAAGAUCCACCUCCGCACCCAUAAGCUGGGAAAUCUUGGUAAGGGCCGCGGCCGUGUCAGAGAGGAAAAUAGGCUGCUUCAUGAGCUGGAGGAGAGGGCCAUUUUGAGGGAUAAGCAGAUGAGAGGCAGUGUCAGUAUCAUCCAGACGGCUCAAACACCCCAGCUCAGCCUCAAUAGCAGCUCAAACUCCCAUCAGCAGCAAUUAGGCUCAGCCUGUGGUCUCCUUCCCCCUUCUGGCCUUGCCACUCCAGAAACAAUUUCUCAGCCUUCCUCUUCACCCAAGCCAGCCGGCACCCAGGAUGAACAGUCCCUGAACCCAACUACAGGCUUCCGUUGUACCUUCUGCAAAGGGAAGUUUAAGAAGCGUGAGGAACUGGACCGUCACAUUCGUAUACUUCACAAGCCCUACAAAUGUACUCUGUGUGAAUUUGCCGCCUCCCAUGAAGAGGAUCUGAUAAGUCAUGUGGAGAAGGCUCAUAUCACAGCCGAGACCACACUGGGCCAGGGUGCUGGUGGCGCCGGUGGCACACAGGUGGCCAACGAAUUCCGUUGUGAGGUAUGUGGGCAAGUGUUCAGCCAGGCUUGGUUCCUCAAGGGUCACAUGCGCAAGCACAAGGACUCCUUUGAACACUGCUGCCAAAUCUGUGGCCGUCGCUUCAAGGAACCCUGGUUCCUCAAGAACCAUAUGAAGGUUCAUCUCAACAAGUUGGCCAUCAAGAACAAACCACCCCAGCCCACUGAGCAGGACAUGUCUGUCGUCAAUAGUAUGAGCAGUCUGGCUCAGGAAGCUCAUGCCAACCUUUAUUCCCGCUACAUCUCCUGUCUUCAGGGGGGCUUCCUUUCACCAGACAAACAAGGACUGAGUGAGCAGCACCAGAUGUUGGCUAAAGCUGGUAUUGCCAUGAAGGAGAAAGAGAUGUUAGGGAAGCUGUUGGGGCCAAUGGCAGGGGGUAUGGGCCAUGUACUGGGCGAAAAUGAGAAACGAUCACUCCUUGGUUGUUUAAACCUUGUUCCACCACUCAAGUCAAGCUGCAUGGAGCGCCUCCAGGCCGCUGCAAAGGUGGCAGAGAUGGAUUCCCUCAGUAGCUAUCAAGCCUGGCAGAUUAUGGCUCGUGGCAUGGCUAUGGACAGGGCAUUCAUGCCUAAAGAGCAGCAGCAGCACCAUAUACCCCCAGGGCACGAAGAUGAGAUGGGUGGUGCUGGGGCUUUGGCUUCUUUCUCAAAAGAUAAACAAGACUACUCCUUGAUUCCUUCCAAUGAUAGCUCCAAGCAGAAGCAACUCUCAGAAGCCUUACAGGGAUCCAAGGCCUCUAGCGGAGCCCUGAUGUCCAUGAAGGAAGAUGGAAGAGGCUUUGACAUUCACUGUGACUUAAUGUCACACCAUAGUGCUGAGGGUCCUGGAGCCCUGGCUGGCCUGGGAAGCCCAAACAUUAACUACAGCCUCUCAGGCCUAAAGGAGAAGCCCUCAGAGUGCCCUGACUGUGGCCGAAUCUUCAGAACCUACCAUCAGAUGGUUGUUCACUCCCGUAUCCAUGGCAAAGACAGGAGAGGCAUUGAAGAAGUGAUCCAGCAACAAGGUCUGGACGAACGCCGGGGUUCAGCCAGUGACCCAGAGUCCCAGUCCAUUAGCCGCUCCACCACUCCUGGUUCAUCCAAUGUGACAGAAGAGAGUGGAGCUGGAGGUGGACACUCCCAGACAGGAAGCGUCCAGGAUGACAGCCCACAUCCAUCUUCACCAUCUUCAGAUGUUGGGGAGGACUUGGGGAAGGCAGCAGGGAGCGUUCAGCCGCCUCUGCCCCAGCAUCGCGAGCGGAGCCUGGCCUCAGCCUCCAAGGACUGCGCCUACUGUGGCAAGUCGUUCCGGACCUCCCAUCAUCUCAAGGUCCACCUGCGGAUACACACAGGAGAGAAACCUUACCGGUGCCCUCAUUGUGACUAUGCUGGCACCCAGUCUGCCAGCUUAAAGUACCACCUGGAGCGCCACCACCGUGAGCGUCAAAAUGGUUCCACCAUCUCAGGCCCAUCCUCUGGCCACACCCCCUCCUCCGACCACAAAGAGGACCAUGGAAAGACAGCGGGUGGCGGCAUCUUUGCCCGACCAGAUGUCCUUCGUAGUGUUUUCAAGGGAAUGCCUCCCAACCUCGACUUCAGGGCAGGUCCAUUACUGCCACAUCAGUGGGCGUCAGCUGGCAUGAUAUCUCCACAUGACAGAGAUCGUGGUGACCGCCGUUUUGAUUCUGCCUCCUCAUCUGAGAAGAUGAAGACUGCUGAUGCCCCGUCGGCCCUUGUCUCAACAGCAACAGAUAGUCCUGCCAGCUUCUCUGACUUAAGCAGGGCUUACCAAAGUAUGAUGGGGAAUGGAGUCCACUUUCAAGGUUCUCUUCAGGCAUUCAUGGACAGCUUUGUCCUCAGCUCCAUGAAGAAGGAUACGAAGGACAACCAGAGUCCAGUCCAGCUCCAGGCCCAGCUCUACCAUGAUAAUGGUGAGCCCAAAGCCAAGCGAGCCAUGUCUGCUGAACAGGAAAGAGAGGAUAAGGCUGAUGCCAAACAGAACUCACGCCCAGGGAAACCUGGAUCCCAGUAUGAACCACUUGAUCUGUCUGUGUCAGUUCGGCCUGAGUCUGCAUCCGGAUCUCUGCCAGGCUCCUCAGUCACCAUUCAUGACAAUGUGGCAUGGCAUGGCUGCCUCUUCUGCUCCUUCUCAACCUCCUCAAUCGAGAUCAUGGCUCUGCACCUCCAGGCCAACCACAUGGGUAAGGCCCAACUGCAGAGGUCUGACAUAGCCAAGGAGCUUCAUGGAGACACUUCUCCCACAACCUCCACUAUUCACUCUUCCAACACUAAGACCUCUGGUGUGGCCCUUGAGAAAGAUGGAAACAGAGAUGGAGAGAAAAACCAUGGAGGCUGGAACAACCACCUGGAUCAGCCCUACAAUCCCUUCCAGAGUGACUUCUACAGAAGGUUUGGAGGCUUGUAUGAUGGCUCACCAAGUGCAAACCAGGCCCUUCAAGGUUUUAUAGCCCCACCAGAGCAAUGUCUUGACCUGCCUAGCCAGGCUUUUGGACCCUCCUCAGCCAGAGAUGAGCAGAUUGGUGAGAGGAGCUCCCGUGGAGGUGUUGAAGAGGACCAGGUAGGAUCAGAUGAUGAGGUUGUGAAGGCUGGGUUGCACAGUGCCGCUGAGACCCCUUCAACCACACCCAUGCGACAGCAGCAACAGAAUCACUCUGAGGAAGAGGAAGAAGAGGGAGGAGUGGCUGAAGAGGAGGAGGAAAGAGAUGAGGAUGGGCAUAUGGACAUGGAGAGAGAGGAAGAAGGAAGUUCGACCUCCAACCACCUCCGAAACCACCCCAAACAUUUCCAAGACGACUCCUCUUUGCCCCAAAGAAAUGGAGCUGGUAUGGCAGCCUCUUCCUCCACAAUGAUGGCACUUUCUCUGGUUCCCCAACCACAAAACCAAGCUUUGCCACUGGAGAAGCAGUGGCAGCAAGGCUUGGGCCUCCUGUCUCCCGGAGGCCCUCCAGGACUGUUGAAGGCUGAGCAGCAGACCCACCUAGAGCAGCAGAUGAACAUGCUCUCUGUCCUCAGAGCCUACAGCAAUGACAACAUCCCCGCAUUCAAUGGCCUUGGUGGCGGAGCAGGAGGAGCAUCCACAGGGGGCAUGAAGAGGCCAGAUGCACCUGGCCAGAGAUCAUUCAGGUGCAGUUACUGCCCCUACAGCGCCUCCCAGAAGGGCAACCUGAAGACCCACGUGCUGUGUGUGCACCGUAAGCCUUUCGACAACACCCAGUACCCCGACCGGCGCUUCAAACGCUCCCACACAGAGUCAGACAUCCCAGAUAAGAGCCCUGAUCAUGUCGUUGCCGGUGUUUCGUCUGAUCAGCCAAUGACAGAGGCAGACGGAAGACAUGGGAGGAGCUUUGGGCCAUUUGCCGGCGAGGCCUCAUCCUGUCACCACGAGUGA